Drosophila miranda is the source of this 759-nucleotide messenger RNA. RefSeq lists its product as uncharacterized. The transcript has 2 exons. Bases 189 to 491 code for a protein of 100 amino acids. The record is from RefSeq and is a predicted model, not a curated record. Lineage: Eukaryota; Metazoa; Arthropoda; Insecta; Diptera; Drosophilidae.
CUCUACCUUCAGCAAAGUCUGCAGUUUCAGUCGCGCGUCGUCGCUCCAAGCGUGAGGUUCGAGCCCAGAGAAGAAUACCGAGCUUAGUAGAUCGAAAAGCGGACCGAAACUAACCAGCAAACAAAGCGGACAGGACAGGACAGGACACGACAGCAGACGAGGCACCCGAAGAGGAAGGAAGGGCCAACAUGGAGACCUAUCUGACGGAGAUCAAACAAUUGCGCAUACCACGCCCGAAAUUCGAGCCCAACAGUUGCCACCAGCAACACCAACAUGCGGUGGCAGGCGGCACAUCGACAAGCUCCAGCACCACCUCCAACACGCCCACGCCCCCCCAUCAUCAUCAGCGGCCGUGGCGACACUUUGUGCGACCCUUUACGCCGCCGCGUGAUUACCAUCUGCCCAUGGUGGCCGGUGGAGGAGGAGGCGGAGGCGGAGGCGGUGGAGGAGCAUGGUCCGUCGAGGAGGCCUCCAUGCACGACAAGAUCUGAGGAGGAGAAGCAGGCGGAAGCGGAGGAGGAGUAGCGGCAGGGAGCGGUCUGCGGUCUGUUUGACCUGGCAUCGAAUUGCUUACACUUAUUGGCUAUAUGCACAUGCUACAUACAUAUAAAUAUCUUUUUUUGCUAUAUAUACGAUACAUACAUACUUAUAAUUGCAUAAUUUAGUGAUUCAGUUUAGUGUUUAGUUAGUUUUAGAUACCAUAAAUAUACAAUAUAGAGAUACAAUUAUAGAUGCAAAGAAUAAAGUAUACAAAAAGUU